AUGGACCAGGGAAAUCGUGGAGGUCAGAAGCGGGCACGAGAAGAAACUGACAAUGCACAAGGACCUGAAGAGUCCAAGCUAAGCGACACAUUCCUUAGGAAUGUUGCGCCACGAAGAGGCGUAUCAGCACCAACAGCUGUUACUGGCUGGGCUGCUGAAGAGCAAGGACAAACGGCCAACAAUCCAAUGGCUGAUAAUUUUGCAGCCGGAGCAAGAGCUUCCUUGCCAACCGAUGCUGGUAGCGAAUCAACACAACGUGCUCUGCAAGAUACUCUGAGUGGAACUGCGUCGGUUGGUUCUGCGGGGGCUGAGGCUUCGGCGUGGAAUCAGGGGACAGCAAAUUUCUUCUUCAAUGCUGGUCAGUUGCAUCCCCAGCAACCAGGGUUUGAUGUCAGUUCCCUUCUUCAGCCACAGUCCCAACGCAUCCUUGCGUCUGCCUUGGCUGCACGGGGUCUGUCGUCGUCGUCGUCGGGUGCUGCAUCUGCCAACAAUGUAUCGCAUACAUUCCGUGGCCAACACGUGGCUUCCGGCUCGCAUGGAGUAAACGCCCUGCAACAACAAAGUACUUCCUCUAACCAGAAUCCCGAUAUCCUUUCCAUCCUUCAGCUUGCAUCUAGGAAUCAGCAGACAUCUGAUUCUGCUCAAACAGCAGACGUCAACACCCUGAUCCAGUUGGCAACGGCAAGAGCCCAACUAAAUAGCAGUCUGCUCGCCAAUCAAGCUUUGGUAAACCCACUUCAGAGCGCAUUGCUCAAUGCAUCCGCUACCAGUAACGCUUGGGGUGCGAAUGGCCUCGACGCCAUUCUCCUGCAGAGGGCUGUGUCCGCACGUCAGCUUGGACCUGCUGCGGCGCCUCCAGCAGCUCCAAUGUCUCGAUCAGUGCUCGACGCAAAUCAGCUGCAGCAGCACAACCCUUUGGCCUCUCUAAACUUGUUUGCUCUGACAAAUCCACCACUGGGGAUCUUCAAUUUAUCGGCAGGGGGCAUGCAGGAAAUGAUGAUGCCGCCAACAGUUGAAGCCCCACACGCCAGUGCUUCAUCGCCAUCCUUGACUGCCCAACAACAGCAAUCAACGUUGGGUGCUUCUGCAGAAGUACCACCAUCAAUGGCAGCAGCUUCGUCAGGGGUUCCAUCCGUAUCGUCGACAUCAUUUGCAUCGUCGGCAGCAGCGUCGUCGGGAGUGCCUGCCGUAGCAUCAUUGCCUGGUGCCACCGCGGCAAUAGGACAACAGCAGGAACAAGAACUGGGUCCUCCGGCUCCAUCCGACAGCGAAUCCAUUCUGCUUUAUACCUCCAACGACGACACCAAGAUCUCUCCAUAUCAAUGUCUUGCGAGACAACAGCUGGAGUUUUUUGUGGUUGGUCAAGACGACCUAGAAGCCGGCGCACAAGGACGCAAUCGACCUAUUGUCCUUGGGCAGGUUGGCAUUCGCUGCAGAUGGUGUGCUAAGAUUCCUCAUCGGCAGAAACAGAGGGCGUCAACGUACUUUCCAGCCAAGCUAGCUGGUGUCUACCAAACUGCCCAAAACAUCACUAAUUCCCAUCUUUGCCAGCUAUGCCACUGCAUCCCAGUGUCGAUUCGUCGUGACCUGCAGUUGCUUCAAUCGAAGAAGUCUGGAACCGGCGGUGGACGCCGGUACUGGACAGAGAGUGCCGAGGCGUGCGGUGUCUAUGAAAUUGAAACCGGAGGGUUGCGGUUACGACGAGAUGAAGGCUGA
Seminavis robusta is the source of this 1716-nucleotide messenger RNA. NCBI's taxonomy places the organism in Eukaryota, Bacillariophyta, Bacillariophyceae, Naviculales, Naviculaceae. The record is from the annotation of a GenBank genome assembly.